GUUGUACAACAAGAGAUGUCGCUACUUUAUUUAUUUACUUUGGUAUCAUAUUAAAUUACUACAAUAUUAACUUUUCCAACUCUGUACAACAUUACGUUAUAAAACCAAACAUACAGCGCUAACAGUAAACUGUGUUAUUAUUACUUAAAUCAACUAAUUUGAUGCCUCAUUUAAUAAACCUAUUAAGGCUGCCAUAAUGUCGGAGUAUUUGGAAAUCGCACUGAACAAGACUUUACAUGCAAAUUAUAAUAAUUUUAAAUAUUUUCAAAAUCAAGAUAACAAUAGAAAGAAACAAGAGGGAAAUCAUCAGCAAAUUUUAGAAACAUUAAGAAAAGCGAUCGAAUCAAGCCUUAAUUUAGCUUUGAAAGACAAAUCAAUUUGUUUUGAUGAUAAUUUUCUGUAUCGGUUUUUAUAUGCAAGAAAAUUUAACUACAAGGCUGCCAUGGAUUUACUCAUAAAUUAUCUAAAGAAUAAGAAAAAUGACAUGAUUUGGCAAAAUAUAAAUGUGUUUGAUCAAAAGAUUCAACAUGCGUUGUUGGAUGGGAAUCCUGGAAUACUUACCGAAAGGGAUCGCCGCGGAAGACAAGUAAUAACAUUCACUGCAGCAAAUUGGAAUACUAGCAAAUAUUCCCUUGAAGAUAUUUACCGAGCACUGCUAUUAACUCUAGACACAUUGUUGGAAGAUAUACAAAAUCAAGCAUUAGGAUUUGUAAUAAUUGUUGACUGGACAAAUUUUAGUUAUAAACAAUCAACACAUUUAUCUCCGAAAAUAUUAAAAAACAUUAUUGAAGGAUUGCAGGAAUUUAUGCCAGUAAGAUUUAAAGGAAUCCAUUUCAUCGCUCAGCCCUGGUACGUGGAAUUUACCCUAACAGCUAUAAAACCAUUUUUUAAAGAGAAAAUUAAGAAACGUAUUUUUGUGCAUGGAUUAAACCUGAGCUCAAUGCACAAUCUUAUUUGUAAAGAUAUAUUACCUCCCGAAUUAGGUGGCGAAGCACCCAAUGUUAAUCAUUUUGAUUGGUUUAAUUUUUUAAUUGUGUGCAGUCAAUCAGACAUUCCAAAGGAAUAUCGAAUUAUGAAAACAAUUGUUUAUACUAAGUCUCCAAUAUGUUUAAAAGAUAAUAUGUAAUCAUAGUAUAAAAAUAUUUGUAACAUGUAUGUAAUAAAAAACUGAAUCCUUACUUCUA
Molecule: messenger RNA, 1184 nt
Organism: Lucilia cuprina (Australian sheep blowfly)
Lineage: Eukaryota; Metazoa; Arthropoda; Insecta; Diptera; Calliphoridae
Product: clavesin-2-like
Exons: 3
Coding region: 197-1126 (309 amino acids)
Cellular component (GO): membrane
Molecular function (GO): phosphatidylinositol bisphosphate binding
Source: RefSeq, a predicted model, not a curated record